AUGCCAAACUUCACGCUCGACGAUACGGAUACCACUCUCUCAUACUCUGCGAAUGGCUGGGCAGUGCAGACAUCGACCGACCCCGAUAUCGACCAGUUCUUCGACAAGACGUACCACGCGGCGGAGGUGGAUGGGGCGUCGAUGUCAUUCACUUUCCAAGGGAUAGGGUUUGCACUGUACGGAUCCAAGGGUCCCCAGCAUGGCAAGUUUCAGGUGCAGUUCGACAGUACUGUCGUGAACCUGGACGCGUCUGCCGCAACCUAUCUGUUCCAGCAAGAGCUGUUCGCGCACACGUUCACGCCCGUGAACGCGUCGGCCUCGCAUCUCGUCAAGCUCACGGCGGUGCUCAGCGGGGACGGGCUGCAGGGCAAGUGGCUGGACGUGGACUACAUCACCUUCGCGUCUGGCCCCUCGAGCGAUACAGUGAGCACCAUUGGAACGGUGACCUCCCUGCCCCCAUGGCUCUCUGGGUCCUCAUCUACAUCAGUGUCAUUAUCAACCGCCAGCAGCGCGCUCUUCACUCCAUCCAGCUCUGCAUCCACAGCAAGCUCCUCGUCCAAGACCCCGACGAUCCUUGCCGCGCUCUUCGGCGCGCUGCUUGGCCUCGCACUCGUCCUCAUCCUACUCUACAUCCUCCUGACUCGCGUAUACAACCGCGGGCGCGCACGCGAGCGCGUCUUCCGCUACGGCCAGUCCUCCGUGAACCCGGCCGGGUCGCUCGCGGGGACGGCCACCGCCGCGGCGUACGCGCAGUCCGCCGCGGGCUCCGGGAAGAGCGCGGGUGCGUUCGCGUCGCCCGCCGGUGGGGGCGGGACGAUGAUGGACCUGGUCCCGCUGCGGCGCGAGGAGAGCGUGGCGGCGCGCGACGGGAGCCUGUCGAGCAACCUGGGGGAGAUGCGGUCGGUGUCGACGGACGUGCAUGGGUAUGGGAGCAGGGAGGGCGCGGGGACGCCAGGCGGGGGGAGUGGGGGCGCGACGAGGGCGUUGUUGAGCACGAGCCCGAUUGCGUGGACGCGGCAGAAGAAGCACAAGGGGGACGCGGACUCGCUUCGGACAGAUUUCCUGCAGGUAUAA
Trametes versicolor FP-101664 SS1 is the source of this 1074-nucleotide messenger RNA. RefSeq lists its product as uncharacterized. The record is from RefSeq and is a predicted model, not a curated record. Bases 1 to 1074 code for a protein of 357 amino acids. Lineage: Eukaryota; Fungi; Basidiomycota; Agaricomycetes; Polyporales; Polyporaceae. The transcript has 5 exons.